GUAAAAUGCAGCAAAGACCCAAUUCGAAACUGCUGAAACCACUGAGCAGUAUUUGUCUUUCUAGUCAACAUCAUGGCAUUCGCCGCACUCUUAUUAGCCGCGACAGUUGUCCUUAUGCAAGCCCUCAACGCGGCCGCCGACCCACUUCCGCCGGUCAUCGAUCCUUUUUACACGCCCCGAGAUGAAAAUUGGAAAGGUCAGAAGCCAGGUUUCGUCAUUAACCAUCGACCGGUCGACCUACCCUCACUUAUCCCUGGCGUCGAAAGCCCAUUGACGGCACACCAGCUCCUCUUUGUAACACGUAACGCUACAGGUCACCCAACAACAUCCGUGACUACUAUCAUCCGGCCACAGCAUGCCAACCCUAACCGCCUGCUAUCCUACCAAAUCGCUUACGACUCCCCGGAUGUGAAUUGCUCCCCGUCAUUUGGUCUUCAGAAGGAUGCCAAUCCCAACGCUCAGAUGUGGAGCUGGGGUCAAAUGACCUUUGUUAUCCCGUAUCUUAUGAGCAGCAAAGGACCAUUGGGGGAGAGACCGUUCAUCAAUGUCCCGGACUACGAGGGCAACAACGCUGCUUUCACUGUCGGUCCACAAAGCGGCUACCACACCUUGGACUCUAUUCGCGCCGCUUUAAACUCCCACAACCAUACGGGAAUUGACUCAGAAGCGAGGGCAAUCCUGUUUGGUUACUCCGGCGGUGGACUCGCCUCGGAAUGGGCGGCAGAGUUGCACGCCAAAGAGGAUUCCGACCUCAAUAUAGUUGGUGCUGCGAUUGGUGGCCCGCCUCCAAACGUAACAAAUACAUAUAUCCACGUCAACGGGACCCAAUCCCCGCUCAAUGUGUGGGCAAUACUAGGCGUAAUGAAUGCAUUUCCCGAAGUGUCAGACUUUUUGCGCGAUAACCUUAAGCUAAGUUGGGGCUCAUAUUUCCUUGGGCCCCUCACACGAUGCAGCAGCCCAGACCCGAAACCGCCCAAAAUCCCGACGAACGCCAACGUCACAGACUGGUUUGAUAGCGGCGAUAAGUUUCUGUACAAAUUCAAACACAUCCUUGAUCAGUACGGGGUCAUGGGACAGCACGUCAACCCAACGCAUAGACCGAAAUUUCCUCUAUAUAUCUACCAAGGCACGAAGGACAAUAUAACAGCCCCGGUCAAUGAUACCGACGCCUUGUACUGGAAGUAUUGCCAUUCGGGCACGAAUGUUCGAUAUGUGAGGUAUGAGGGUAGGGAUCAUGGACAGACACUCAUUGCGGGCAUGUACCCAGCUUGGACUUGGAUCUCUUCUCGGUUUAAUCGGGUGCCGGUUCUAAGGUGCUCCGUCAAGAAUGUUACCAAAGAUAGUGAUGGUGAUGAUGAUGAAGACGUCUUUUCUACUGUUGACUUGAGGGUAGAUAAAACUGGUUCCGAGGAGCAGUCUGGUCAAGACAAGCUUACCGGCCUGGAUUUUACUCAUGAGAAUGACCUCUAGGCUCAGAAUGUAUGGUCUUUGGAAGGUUCCGCAGGAUACACCCCGAAUACCUAAGAUUGAGGACCAUGUGGAAAUUUCGAUAAUCUUCUUGUGUCAGAAGGCCUAAUCCCAUCACAAUCGAGUAUAUGCUAAUUUUCGAUCGUGCUGUGUUGUGGUAAUGUCAUAUUACAUAUAAUGUUAUUUAAUGUCUACCAGAGAAAGUUAUAGUGGUUCACUUACAGUCACUGGC
This is a messenger RNA of Aspergillus versicolor CBS 583.65, 1699 nucleotides long. RefSeq lists its product as uncharacterized. The coding region runs from base 73 to 1470 and encodes 465 amino acids. The transcript has a single exon. Gene Ontology annotation, molecular function: triacylglycerol lipase activity. Gene Ontology annotation, biological process: lipid catabolic process. The record is from RefSeq and is a predicted model, not a curated record. NCBI's taxonomy places the organism in Eukaryota, Fungi, Ascomycota, Eurotiomycetes, Eurotiales, Aspergillaceae.